UGUCCCAAAGUUAACAUGCAUCAUGUCUUCAUCUAUGGCACGCUGAAGAAAGGCCAGCCCAACCACUCCUUAAUAAACAACACUACCAUCGGUCAGGCCGAGUUCCUUGCUCACGUUCGAACCAUAGAGCGAUACACACUCAUGAUUGCCACCAAAAACAAUUACCCCUUCCUGCUCAAUGUGCCUGGUAAGGGCAAGCGCGUCCACGGUGAGAUCUACUCUGUAGACCAGAAGAUGCUGGACUUCCUGGACGACUUUGAAGAAUGUCCUGAGUUGUACCAGCGCACCAAGGUCCAGCUGGAGGUGCAGGACGUGGACGGUGAAGGAGAAAACACACUGAAGCCUGGAAGAAUCGAGGAAGCCUUUGUGUACAGCACGAAUACAUAUGAACCAGAGUGGCUCCUGAAACCAACAUAUGAUAAUUAUGAUACGAACGGUGAUCACGGACUGCCAUAUCAUGAGGACACAAGCCCUGAGUAAUGACUGUACAGCUGCUGAUUACCAGGGUCCAAAAGUGUCACAUCAUUUUAUAAUUUAUAUUUUUGUGUGUUUUCUUAUGAUUAUGUGUUUGUUUAGAUGUUUAAUUUCAUUUAAUUUAAUUUCAUAUAAGUGACAAAUAUAUCAAAGCCUGGAAGAGCCAUUUUGUUUUUAUUUUUGUUUAUGUAUGGAAUAUGUCAUAUUACAGAGAAGAAGAAACAAUCCUAGAGAAAUGUUAGUUUAAUUUAGAAUCAUUUUAGAAAUUUGUUUUCUUUUCUGCAUUUAAUUUAAUGGCAAGUGUUAAUUAAGUGUUAUUUUUUUAGGCCCUGAUUUUUAAUGUUGUAUGUAUUCAGAUUAUAUAUUAAUGUUGUUAUAUAUGAAUAUAUGCUGUCAUAAAAAGUACCAUGUUCACAGGGAAUAUUUGCAAGGAUAUAUACAUUCAAAUAAUUGCAAAAGAUCGAACUGUAAAAGAAAAUGGGAACAAUCUAUUAUAAUAUUUUUUUAAAGUUAUCGAAUCCUAAUCUUGAAUAAAUGUGGUGUGCUAGCAAAUCACUCCAGUAUUGUAUAUCUAAAUUACAGGAUGGGUUUGUAUACUUCAUAAUAUUAUAUUUUAU
Molecule: messenger RNA, 1091 nt
Organism: Carassius auratus (goldfish)
Lineage: Eukaryota; Metazoa; Chordata; Actinopteri; Cypriniformes; Cyprinidae
Product: gamma-glutamylaminecyclotransferase C-like
Exons: 1
Coding region: 16-480 (154 amino acids)
Cellular component (GO): cytosol
Molecular function (GO): gamma-glutamylaminecyclotransferase activity
Source: RefSeq, a predicted model, not a curated record